AUGUUAGCAUUUGCAACUGUUUGCGCUGGUAUAUAUCGUAUGUUUGUGUUAUUAAUGGAUUUGACAAAUAAAAAAUUUCAACUUCUACAAUGUAUGCUAUUACCACAUUCAUGGUUAUGGCGUUGGUCCGAUUUUGCUACUUCAUUUAUGCUACUAACAACAACAUUCGAUCGAUUAUUCUCAGUAGUUUUCCCGUUAAAAUAUAUUAAACGAAGUUCCACAUAUUCAUUUAUCGCUAUUGGAACGCCAUAUACAUUAGCAACAGUAUUAUCAAUGUUUGCAUGGCAUCGACCUCUUACAAAAUAUGCUGAAAUAUCAAUGCUUUGUACUAAUAUUUAUAUAUCACCAAUAUUUUAUAUGUUUUCAAAAUAUUUAACUGCUAUAACAAGUUUACUUAGUGUUAUCCUUUAUAUUCCUGUUGUAUUAAUCGUUCGAAUGCAACGGAAACAUAUGUUAAAUAUCCUUACUAAUUCACAGAUAAUUCGUCAACGUAAAGAGCAAAUACGAAUGACAAUAACAUUGGCAUUUUCUUGUUCUGCGACAUUCUUUUUGGAUGUUGUGCCUCGAGCUGUGGGUAUUUACGGCAUUCUAGGCGAAAAUGCUUCUAAAGCUGAAAGACAAUGUGAGAGUGCUGUGCAGGUACUAUUUCAUUUAACAAAAUUAAAUUCAACCAUCAAUUUGUUUCUUCAUUAUCAUCGUAAUCCUGCACUUCGGGAAUCUGUUUUGAACGUCAUUCGCUUAUUUUACAAUGAAAAGCGUACCACCACCGUCGUAAGACACCUGUCGUGA
Molecule: messenger RNA, 789 nt
Organism: Cercopithifilaria johnstoni
Lineage: Eukaryota; Metazoa; Nematoda; Chromadorea; Rhabditida; Onchocercidae
Source: the annotation of a GenBank genome assembly